AUGCCCGACGAUCGUACAAGGAAGGCACGCACGCACGCCCUCCGAUGGAAGUCCUCCCUCCUCUUCCUUCGCUUCCGUCUCCUCCUCCUCCUCCUCCUCCUCCUCCUCCUCCUCCUCCUCCCGCUCCUCCUGCUCCUCCUCCUCCUCCACCGCGUCGAGGCGGCCGCCAUUGGCGUUCCGCUCGUUCGUUCCGUCUCACUCCCAGUCAUCGCGCCAUGGGCUUGGGGACAGUGUUCCUCCCCGUACCCGGCUCGACCCAUUCCAGCUCCCAGUUGGCUGCGUCGUCCGGACGCGACCCGUCACAUCACCUCCCUCAGCCGUCACGCCUCGCCUCUCCCUCUCCGGGCUCUCCCUGCUCGCGUCGAAUCUCGUACGCAUGUGCUCCGUACGGAGCGCGUGCAGCAGGUGCAGCAGGUGCAGCAGCAGGUGCAAUGCUCUGUGGUGUAUUCCCGCAUCGGCUGUGCCGACCGGUGGGGGUCUCAGGUUGUGCAGUCUCCGAGGGAAGAUUGCCCACGGCCCUCGGCGACGACAAGUGCUCUUCCCCGGCAGAGUGCAUGCGAGCACCAGCAAUUCCCUCGACCUGCCUGUCCCAGACAAAGUGCUCCCCAACUCUCCUACAACCGGGUAGCCCGAGCAACCGCGACGCGUCUGCCGUCGGCCGGUGCGUGUUGCUACCCCUUCACGCCGAGCCCGGAUGGCCAUGGACCCCUUCCCCUCCUCCUCCUCCUCCUCCUCACGAUGCGGUCUGGAUGCCUAUGGACACGAGCUCUCUUCGUCUCGCACGCGGCCGGCGAGGACAGCGACGCACGGCUACGCCGCGUGUGA
Molecule: messenger RNA, 825 nt
Organism: Drechmeria coniospora
Lineage: Eukaryota; Fungi; Ascomycota; Sordariomycetes; Hypocreales; Ophiocordycipitaceae
Exons: 1
Coding region: 1-825 (274 amino acids)
Source: RefSeq, a predicted model, not a curated record